Symbiodinium natans is the source of this 1512-nucleotide messenger RNA. The record is from the annotation of a GenBank genome assembly. NCBI's taxonomy places the organism in Eukaryota, Dinophyceae, Suessiales, Symbiodiniaceae.
AUGAUAUACAGCGCUGUGGGUCUCGGGGCUUCUGGCUUCUGGUCAUGCAGGUUUCAGUUUAGUCAGAUUAGUCAGGCUUGCUCAUGGCCUUGCAAUGCCAAGGCCUCUGGCAAAGCCAAAGUGCCUCCGUCCUUGAACAAUGGGCAGAUUCAGAUCCAGAAGAAGCUUGGUGCAGGCUGCUUUGGCGAGGUAUAUCGGGGUUUCCAUUCUGGCACCAAGGAGGACGUAGCAAUCAAGUUCGAGGCAUUGCAGAACCAGUCGCUCCAGUUGCGACACGAGGGUGAGAUGCUGAACUUGCUGCGCCUCCCCACACAACCUCAGGGCUUUGCCAAGUUCUUCUAUUUUGGCCAAGAGGGCAACUUCAACUGCCUGGCCAUGGAGUUCUUGGGCAAGAGCUUAGAAGACCACGUGCAGCUGUGCAGCGGGCGCUUCACAUCCAAGACUGCGUGCCUAGUCGCGCAGCAGGUGCUUGUACGAAUCGAGUACCUUCAUUCCAGAGGAGUGGUGCACAGAGACAUCAAGCCAGAGAACUUCAUGUUUGGUGUCGGCAGCAAAGUGCACCACCUCUACCUUAUUGACUUCGGCUUGAGCAAGAGAUACUGGGACAAGAAGCACGUGCUUUCCACCCAGAAGCUGAGCCUCACGGGCACAGCCAGGUAUGCGUCGUUGAACGCCCACCGUGGCUUCGAGCAGAGCCGGCGCGAUGACUUGGAGGCCAUCGGGCACAUGCUGAUGUACUUCCUGCGAUCCUCGCUCCCUUGGUCCGGCCUGGAGGCUCGAACCAAGAAGGAGAAGUAUCAAAAGAUCAAGGAGAAGAAGGAGAGCACAGAGCUUUCAGAUCUGUGUGCAGGACAUCCAGAAGCUUUUCAGGCUUACCUAGAGUAUGCCAGAAAUCUCGGCUUCAAGGAUCGCCCGGACUAUGUCAUGCUUCGGAAGCUGUUCGCCAAUCUAAGGGCCAAAAUAGAGCGAGACGAAGGACGUCCAAUCCAGGACUGUGACUUCGAGUGGCUCGAGGGCAAGCAGCUUGGCGAGCUUGAGCCUCUGCUGCCAUACGACAACCUGGGGCAGCCAGAUGACGAGCAGGCUGCCACGGAGCGGCCGCGCGGCCUUUGCUGCCUCUGUGGCGGAUCCCAGGCAGUGGUUUGUCGAGUUUUGUGUCAACCAGCAUUUCCGUGCCGACAAACCCGCUUUGGGAUGACCUGUGGCACCUGCAUCUCAGUUCGCUGGGAACCUCUUCGGAUGGGCCUCUCCUUGCAGAAACCCACAUCUCGAUGUCCUGGCACUCAAAACGGUCGCUUCGGCCGUCGUAUGCACCCAUGCGGACACCCACGUUUCGGUGGGGACACGGGAGGCAACCACAGGCCAACUCCGAUGACGAUGACCGCCACCAUAAGAACCACCACGGCCGACCCGACCACGAUGUCGGCUGCGUCGAUGACGACGACCAGCAUCAAUGCCAGCAUCACUAACGCUGAAUGCAACUGGGGUUUCACACACCCGGGCUUAAAGUGA